AUGACAGUGAUGUCUCAAGUAUGGGACUGUGUCAGCUAUGCUAAUGUGUCACCUUCCUUUGGAGCUGCAUUAGCUGCUUACUCAGCUAUUGCGGAACCUAAAACUUACAAUGAGGCACUCAGAUAUGCAAAGUGGAUUGAGGUCAAAUAUACCUCCUCAGGUGCAGUAGAAAGGUUAAAGGCUAGGCUUGUAGCAAAAGAAUAUAGCCAGCAGGAGGGGUUAGACUCUACUGAGACCUUCUCUCCUGUAGCCAAAAUGGUUACAAUCAGGUCAGUUCUAGUCAUUGUUGCAGCUAAGCAUUGGGCCAUCUUUCAAAUGGAUGUACACAAUACUUUUCUCCAAGGAGACUUACUUGAAGAAGUUUACAUGGAGGUUCCUCCAGGCUUGGAUUCAUUCAGAGUCACUUUGAUUAUUCAUUGUUCACCAGGAAAGUGGAGUCUAGUAGUGCUUGUCUAUGUGGAUGACUUGCUUAUAACUGGAAGUAGCCAAACGUUGAUUCUUCAGACCAGAAAUGAUUUGAAACUCAAGUUCAAAAUGAAAGACUUAGGUGAACUCAAAUUCUUCCUUGGAAUUGAGUUUGCUAGAUUAUCUAAGGGGAUUGUGAUGAGUCAAAGGAAGUAUGCUUUGGAACUCAUUGCAGAGAUUGGGCUUAGUGGUGCAAAACCAGCUGGUACACCUUUGGAAGCAAAUGUAAAACUCACAUCUGAAGAAUAUGACAGGUUUGUUCAUAGUCAAUCUUCUUCUGAAACAGAAGACAAGUUACUAACUGAUGCUGGAAAAUACCAAAGACUGAUAGGCAGGUAUAUCAAAGGUUCUCCAGGACUUGGUCUUCUAAUGCCAUAUGUAGACUCAGGAAAACUAGAAGGUUUUUGUGACUCAGAUUGGGGAGGCUGUCUGCAGACCAUAAGAUCAGUUACAUGUUACUUGGUGAAGUUUGGGGAUGCACUGAUUUCAUGGAAGUCAAAGAAACAAGAAAAUGUAGCUAGAAGCUCUACAAAGCCAGAGUUUAGGAGCAUGGCCUCAGCAGUUACUGAAUUUACCUAG
Molecule: messenger RNA, 1044 nt
Organism: Nicotiana tabacum (common tobacco)
Lineage: Eukaryota; Viridiplantae; Streptophyta; Magnoliopsida; Solanales; Solanaceae
Source: RefSeq, a predicted model, not a curated record